AGCCUCCGUCGUCAGCAGCAUCAGCGGUAUGCUGCUGCUUAUCUCAACAGUGCUUUCGUGUUGAAGCAGUUGGGGGCCUAUCAGGAGGCGAAAGAGGCUGCAGACAAAGGCCUUGCCAUUCUAAUGAAGAAGUACACUAUGCAUAAACGGGAAAUUGCGGAGACUCUGGAUUUACUGGGCGAACUGUGUCAGAAUCUAGAGCUCACUGAGGAGGGAAAGGCCGACGUUAGCCGAUCUAUUGAGCUCAAAACGGCAUUGUAUGGGCCCAACGCCAUCCAGCUAGCGGUGCCCAUGAAUAUUCGAGGAGCACUGCAGCUCCAACAGGGCCAUUUGGACAAGGCUCGUUCCGAUUUUUUACGAGCGCUCACAUACACAGUGAAGUACCAUUCUGCUGGCAAACCCGUCCAUCCCCAAAUAGCUGUAUGUCUGAGCAACUUGGCAGGGGUACUCCAAAAGGAGGGCAAACUCGAUGAAUGUCGCCAAAUUUACACGGAAGUUGUGGAGUCAAUGAGCCAGGAAUUCGGUAGGACCUCCCCGGUUACCGCACAGGCCCUCUGCGAUCUCGGCGCCACCUAU
Perkinsus marinus ATCC 50983 is the source of this 576-nucleotide messenger RNA. RefSeq names its product kinesin light chain, putative. The transcript has 5 exons. The annotation marks the transcript as partial. The record is from RefSeq and is a predicted model, not a curated record. Gene Ontology annotation, molecular function: protein binding. Lineage: Eukaryota; Perkinsozoa; Perkinsida; Perkinsidae.